UUCCUUCCAUUCCUUGAAAGUGACACAUUCCUUUUGUUCUUCCUAUCUUCAAUCCAGUCGUAUAUUCUGGAUUGAAGCACACAAACACAUUUUCAUACAUAGCACAAAUUUUCCUUCUCAGGAUUUUGAAUACCUGAUCGAAUUUUGCACUAUCAUGUGAUAGAUUAAAGUGGUUAUUGAUGUCAAGUUUGUCCAACGUAUAUAUUUUUAGUGAAGUUUUUACUCUUAUCUUUCCAGAGGUCUAUUUUAUAACGAAUGAACUUGCAUCCAAUGCGCAAAACAUUCUAGUUUUUAUAAGAAAGUAUAAAAUGUUAACUUAAAUUAUAAGCUAUUAAACGUUAGUAUCUUAUAUCAUAAGACGACUAAAAUAGCGGAAGAACAACACAAUAUGGCGGAUAUGUCGCGUCUGGAAAACAUUAACCCUGCAGUGUACAGCAAGAGCAACGUACGUUCUGCUGCUCCCACUGACUGGGAUGACGAUGUCUAUGAUCCCAUUGAUGCUCGCGAGGUGUUCGAGCUUGUCUGUGACAUCCAAGAUCCUGAACAUCCUCUCACACUGGAACAACUUAACGUUGUGAGCGAGUCUCUUUGUUAUGCGGAUGAUGAGAAGGGUGUUGUGCGUGUGCAGUUCACACCCACCAUCCCUCACUGCUCUAUGGCGGCCCUCAUCGGUCUUAGCAUCAGACUAAAGCUCCUCCACACUCUGCCGCCGAGGUUCAAAGUGAGUGUGGAGAUCACGCCAGGAAGUCACGUGUCCGAAGCAGCUGUCAACAAGCAGCUCGCGGACAAAGAACGCGUUGCUGCCGCUCUCGAGAAUCCUCAUCUUCUUGCAGCCAUCAGUAAAUGUCUGAAACCAACAUUACUGUGAAACUUUAGCAAGAAUUAACGUUUUUGUUUAAAAGUCUAGCAAAUGUGCAGUAGACCAUCUGUCUAUCAUCACUAACACGAUUUUUAAAAUUUAGCUCUUCUAAAUCAUUCAUGUUCCACUAUACGAGUCAAUCGCAAGUUACAGUAAUGUACAAAUCGAAUCGCAAUUUAAAGCAAAUAUAUGUGAGAAGCUAAUUGUUUAUGGAUGCAGUUAACUCUUUAAAAAUACGCCUUAGUAAGCUAAUUAUGGUUUUACGGGAUCAUCAAUUAUAAUUAUUAAUAAUAAUUAUAAAUUUAAAGUUCGUUACUAUAACGCUUGUUGCAGCAAAGUAGAUUUACCUUGUUGUUUUUCUUCCUUGCCUUUCAAAAAGCAUUUUAAAAGAACGUGUUUCAGUUGGUAUUGGAAGACAACGAAAGUAUUCAGUUGAAUGACAAUAGACUUGCCAUUG
This is a messenger RNA of Hyalella azteca, 1316 nucleotides long. RefSeq names its product MIP18 family protein galla-2-like (gene galla-2). Bases 389 to 868 code for a protein of 159 amino acids. Gene Ontology annotation, cellular component: cytosolic [4Fe-4S] assembly targeting complex. The transcript is spliced from 3 exons. The record is from RefSeq and is a predicted model, not a curated record. Lineage: Eukaryota; Metazoa; Arthropoda; Malacostraca; Amphipoda; Hyalellidae. Gene Ontology annotation, biological process: iron-sulfur cluster assembly.